AAUUUUUACAGGAACAGUAAGCAGACGCUGCGGUCGUUGCAUGCGUCGACUUCGUACGCUGCUUCUCCUCCCACCACCAUAAAAAAGAUCGAGCAGCUGCACCGACCGCCGCUGUGCUCCAGCACCUUUCGAUCGAUACGCGAAGCGGACGAGAAAGGGACGGUCGGAUUCGCCUCGCUUAUGGACUGCGACCUCCUCCUGCUUCCCCGCCAUUCUCGAUCCCUCCGCUUCCUUCCCCUCUCCGGCGGUGCUCCUCCCUUCUCCGGCCGCUCCCUCGCCCUCGCCCUCGCCCUCGCUCGCUCUCCCUCUCUGAGCCUCGCCUGAGUCCCGCCGCCGUCGAAGUUGCGGCGUUGCGCCGCCGCUCGGGGUCAUGGGGCAUUUCUCCACCAUAUUCAAUGGCCUGGCAAGAUCAUUUUCGUUUAAGAAGGGAAGGAGCACUGGGGAUUGUGAUGUUAGAGAGGCCGCAGAAACCAUGGCAAAAGAGGCGAAAAAGAAUGACUUGAUACUGUGCUCAUCUGGCAUUGUAAAUGCCAAUGGCUCCGAAAACUUCGCUUCGGUUUUCUCUAAGAGAGGGGAAAAAGGAGCGAACCAGGAUUGCUGCAUCGUUUGGGAGGAAUUUGGGUGCCAAAAUGACAUGAUCUUUUGUGGGAUAUUUGAUGGGCAUGGCCCAUGGGGACAUUAUGUGGCAAAAAGGGUCAGACAGACGAUGCCACCCUCUUUGUUGUGCAAUUGGCAGGAGACUCUUGCUCAAGCUUCCCUAGAUCCAGAUCUUGACUUGGAAUCAGAUAAGAGGUGUCAUUGUUUUGAUAUAUGGAAAAGUUCCUACUUGAAGACUUGCGCCGCCAUUGAUAACGAGCUCGGGCAGCAUCGAAAGAUUGAUUCGUGCUACAGUGGGACCACUGCUUUGACUAUUGUCAGACAGGGGGAAUACAUCAUCAUAGCCAAUGUAGGUGACUCACGAGCUGUAUUAGCAACUACUUCUGAGGAUGGGAGCAUACUUCCCGUUCAGCUCACUGUUGAUUUUAAACCCAACAUACCUCAGGAAGCUGAGCGGAUAAUACAAUGCAAUGGGAGGAUAUUCUGUUUAGAGGAUGAGCCAGGAGUGCACCGUUUAUGGCUGCCAGAUGGUGAAUCACCUGGACUUGCAAUGUCUAGAGCCUUUGGAGAUCACUGUGUGAAAGAUUUUGGACUUAUAUCUGUGCCUGAGGUGACACAGAGAAACAUAAGCAGCAGAGACCAGUUUGUUGUGCUGGCGACUGAUGGGGUUUGGGAUGUUAUAUCCAAUCAAGAAGCAGUGGACAUUGUAUCCUCAACGCCAGACAGGAGCAAGUCUGCCAAACGCUUAGUCGAGUGUGCUGCCCAUGCAUGGAAACGCAAGAGGCGUGGAAUUGCAAUGGACGACAUAUCAGCCAUUUGUCUCUACUUCCACUCUUCCCCUCUAUCUCAGCAAGUUCACCCCAUCAAGUCUUCCGAAGUAACCAUGUGAGGAGCGGUUCAUCUAACGGGGAUCGCCACCCAUUCUAAAUUUGAUCCAAAAAGUUCAGAUCGUGCUGCUUUCACGCGCCCCCAAUGCAACCACGCAAGCCCAGCUGUAAAUAUAAGCCAAGUGUUAUAAUGUCGGCACUUGUGCUGACAAUUUCCUCUGCAUAGAUUAGCGCUCAGGCAAUCCCUUCGGCUUCUUUAAGGAAAUAGUAGCAGUUUUGUAGUUAAAUCCAUUUCUUUCACGCGCUACCGAUGAAGUUAACUGUACUCCUUUACGAGGCGGGGGUGGAACGUUGCAUCUUCA
Eucalyptus grandis is the source of this 1786-nucleotide messenger RNA. Its product is annotated as probable protein phosphatase 2C 34. Gene Ontology annotation, molecular function: protein serine/threonine phosphatase activity. Bases 371 to 1486 code for a protein of 371 amino acids. Gene Ontology annotation, biological process: protein dephosphorylation. Lineage: Eukaryota; Viridiplantae; Streptophyta; Magnoliopsida; Myrtales; Myrtaceae. The transcript is spliced from 6 exons. The record is from RefSeq and is a predicted model, not a curated record.